AUGGCGGAGCAGGAAGGCCCCGAGAGCCCUCGGCGGUCGGCGGGCGGGCGGAAGAUGUCCCUGCAGAGAUGUGAAACAUGUAGCAAAGAGGAAGCUAAGUACAGAUGUCCACGAUGCAUGAAAUACUCGUGCAGUCUGUUGUGUGUAAAGAAGCAUAAGCUUGCACUGAGCUGUAAUGGAGUCAGGGAUAAAACAGCGUUUGUCUCUGUAAAUGAAUUUACUGACUUGAACCUUUUGAGCGAUUAUCGUUUCCUGGAAGAUGUAGGAAGGACAGCUGAUGCUGCUGCUCGACAUCCUACUAUGCAUAGUCCAACCACAAAAAAACUUUUGUAUUGCUUGAGAAACAAAGCUCGAAGGUGUGAUAUUGACUUGAGAACGCUGCCCAUUGGAUUUACAAAAAGAAGAGAAAAUUCAACCACCUUCAAUUGCAUGGAGAAAAAGUUCUACUGGCAUUUGAAGCUCGUGUUUCCUCACUGUCACGCUGAAUACACUUUAAAAGGGGUGCCUGACGAUAAAACACUCGCUGAUAUCCUUAAGCCAUACAUUGAUCCAGUGGAGUCAGAUCCUGUAGUUUGUCAAAGAUUAAAAAUCUAUACAGUGUCUCCUCAGUCAGAUGUACAAAUUUUAAUGAAAAUAGAAAACAGGAAGCAAAACUCUGUCAGGUACAAUGAACUGGAUGCCAGUAGAAGCCUCCUAGACAAUUUGAAAGGCAAAGUAAUAAUUGAGUAUCCAACGUUAUUUGUGGUCUUGAAAACAUUGAAGAAUGACAUGGUGGUUCUUGGCCAAGAUGCCAGUGAACCUGCAGAGAACUCGGACAGUGAAAGUUCAUCCCUUUCAUCUAUGGAAGAAGGGGAAAUUCGGGACAGUUCAUGACGGUUCUUUGAGAGAAGAGGGUGGAA
Molecule: messenger RNA, 899 nt
Organism: Gymnogyps californianus (California condor)
Lineage: Eukaryota; Metazoa; Chordata; Aves; Accipitriformes; Cathartidae
Gene: ZNHIT6
Product: zinc finger HIT-type containing 6
Exons: 10
Coding region: 1-873 (290 amino acids)
Biological process (GO): box C/D snoRNP assembly; maturation of LSU-rRNA from tricistronic rRNA transcript (SSU-rRNA, 5.8S rRNA, LSU-rRNA); snoRNA localization
Cellular component (GO): nucleus; pre-snoRNP complex
Source: RefSeq, a predicted model, not a curated record